This is a messenger RNA of Aspergillus mulundensis, 1998 nucleotides long. Its product is annotated as glutamate--cysteine ligase. Gene Ontology annotation, cellular component: glutamate-cysteine ligase complex. Bases 1 to 1998 code for a protein of 665 amino acids. Gene Ontology annotation, biological process: glutathione biosynthetic process. The record is from RefSeq and is a predicted model, not a curated record. NCBI's taxonomy places the organism in Eukaryota, Fungi, Ascomycota, Eurotiomycetes, Eurotiales, Aspergillaceae. The transcript is spliced from 7 exons. Gene Ontology annotation, molecular function: glutamate-cysteine ligase activity.
AUGGGUCUGCUAGCGCUAGGAACGGCACUCGAGUGGACAGAAGCGAAGAAACGAGCGGACCAGGUCCGGAAAUGGGGAAUUGAGCAAUUGCUUGCGAAUUGGCAUAGGGCCAAAGGGAAAGAGCGCGAUGCUCUCCUCUGGGGUGACGAGGUUGAGUAUCUCGUCGUCGCUUUGGAUGAUGCAGCAAAAAAGGCCCGAUUAUCGCUCGCCCAGGCAGACAUCCUCAAGUCGUUAGCCCGCGAUGAAGCACUUUGGAAGGAAGGGUCAUGCACAUAUUCUCAGAACAAGGAACAUGAGGGCGAGGAACCACCUCAUUUCCAUCCGGAAUUCGGGCGCUUCAUGCUGGAGGCAACCCCAGGUAUACCAUGGGGAAUUGGCUUCAAGGAUCUUCUCAAGGUCGAGUCGAAUAUGAGAUGGAGGCGAGAAGUCGCCAAAGCGCACAUGGCACCUAACGAGUCGCCCAUCACUCUGACGACGUUUCCCAGACUGGGCACAAAGGAUGAUUAUAUCCAACCUUACUAUCCUCCAUCUGGGCCAGCGCUGCGGUCUCAAUUUGUCCCCGACGAAAUAGCCAAUCCUCAUAUUAGGUUCCCGACUUUGGCCGCCAAUAUUAGGGCGAGGAGAGGCCGGAAGGUUGAGCUUAAUGUGCCGGUCUACAAAGACAAAAACACUCCUCAGCCAUUUAAGGAUCCCACGGUGAACUAUGAUCUGCACAAUUGGCCCGAAGACGACGAUGUCCGAAACGGAGCAGCAAAAGAUGACCAUGUCUACAUGGAUGCAAUGGCGUUUGGCAUGGGCAGUUGCUGCCUCCAGAUCACUUUCCAGGCCAAGAACGUUCCUGAGGGGAGAAAGCUAUAUGAUCAGCUGAGCCCACUUGGACCGAUCCUCCUAGCACUCACAGCUGCAACCCCAAUCUACAAGGGAUUCCUUGUUGAUACGGAUGUUCGAUGGAACCAGAUUGGUAAUGCUGUGGAUGACCGGACGAGGGAAGAGCUUGGCGAAGUUCCGCUGAAAAACGAUCGAUGGAGGAUACCGAAAUCAAGAUAUGCCUCCAAUUCGACUUAUAUCGCGCAAGACCCUAGGCUUCGUAAAGAAUACUUGGACCCUGAUUUGAUCGUGGACGAAGACAUCAAGAAACGCCUGAUGGAAGAUGGUAUGGACGAGCUGCUGGCGACCCAUUUCGCGCAUUUGUUCAUCCGUGAUCCAAUCGUUAUCUUUUCGGAAGAUCUCGAAGAGUUAGAUUUGAACAAAGCCGAUCAUUUUGAGAACCUUCAGUCGACAAACUGGCAGCACAUGCGAUUUAAGCCGCCACCACCUGAGAAGGACGACAUUGGUUGGCGUGUCGAGUUCCGGUCGAUGGAGAUUCAGAUGACCGACUUUGAAAACGCCGCAUUCUCUAUCUUUAUCGUCCUGGUCACUCGGGCUAUACUCAGUUUUGAUCUCAACUUUUACAUUCCCAUCCAACAAACGACCGAGAACAUGGAGACAGCACAUGCGCGCAAUGCCGUACUAGACCGAAAGUUCUACUUCCGCAAGAACCCCUUCUCUCCGCCGGUCCGCAGACACCAGAACUCGUCAAGCGAUAGUAACAACUCUUCAGCACACAACACACCGCCACCCUCUCCGCCGCUCGACCCAGUCGAGUCGGAAUACGAGCUGAUGACAAUCUCCGAUAUCAUCAACGGCUCUGCGGAUGGAUCAUUCCCGGGCUUGAUUCCACUCGUCGAGUCCUACUUAAACAGCGUCAAUGUUGACGUUGAGACGCGCUGCUCAUUGGCAAGGUAUCUCGACCUGAUACGCAAGCGGGCAAACGGCACCCUAUGGACCGGGGCCAAGUGGAUCCGCGAGUUUGUCGCAAACCACCCCGCCUACAAGCAGGACAGUGCUGUGUCAGAAGAAAUCUGCUAUGAUCUCGUGAAGGCAGUCGAUGAAAUGACCGUCAAGGAGGGCGCAGAUGGGAGCGUUGGAUGGGAAAUGCUCAAUGGCCGGAAGGCCUAA